Messenger RNA from Coccinella septempunctata (seven-spotted ladybird), 853 nucleotides. RefSeq names its product transcription initiation factor TFIID subunit 12 (gene Taf12). The transcript is spliced from 2 exons. NCBI's taxonomy places the organism in Eukaryota, Metazoa, Arthropoda, Insecta, Coleoptera, Coccinellidae. The record is from RefSeq and is a predicted model, not a curated record. Gene Ontology annotation, molecular function: protein heterodimerization activity; TBP-class protein binding; DNA binding. Gene Ontology annotation, biological process: DNA-templated transcription initiation; RNA polymerase II preinitiation complex assembly. Gene Ontology annotation, cellular component: transcription factor TFIID complex; SAGA complex; SLIK (SAGA-like) complex. Bases 87 to 704 code for a protein of 205 amino acids.
CGAGAUAUUUCUAUGCGUCAUACUUCAACCUAACUUUAGCUCAAACUAGUUGUUGUUUUUUAUUUGAAUGCUAUUAAAACAAAACCAUGUCUGUUCCAGUACAAAAUAUUCAAGGUAAUAUGAUUCAAUCUCAGAAUAUCGUAAUUAACCAGGUUCCUUUAACACAUACAAUGAUAACGAAUGUGAAUCCAAGUAAUGGAAUACCUAUAGCAUCAGCGAUAGCUCAGUCUGUAGACCAUCAUCAAUCUGAUUUGAAACAAACAAUGAUUGUUGAAGCGAUGCCCAUUCACAAUUCAAAUAUCGUUCAGAGUGGAGGAAUAAGUUCUUUAUCUCAUGUUAAACCGUCUCAAAGUGGAUCGUCAACAAAUGUAGAGAAUGCUCCUAUUGUAUCAAAACAGAGAUUGCAAGACAUUAUAAGAGACACAGACCCCACAUUGAAUUUAGAAGAUGAAGUUGAGGAAAUAAUCCUGAAUUAUGUGGAUGAGUUUAUAGAUAAGGUUCUUAAUGGUGCUGCACUCAUUGCAAAAAACAGACAUGUAUCAACAAUAGAAGUAAAAGAUGUACAACAAUAUCUCACAAGAAAUUAUGAUAUGUGGACCCCUGGGUUUGGAACGGAUGAACUCAAAACUCUUAAGAGAAGUUUCACCACUGAAUCUCACAAGCAACGUUUAGCAUUAAUCAAAAAAACUCUGAAAAAGUACUGAGAACUAAAGAGAAAGGAGAACAUUUGUUUAUGAUUCAAUGUUAUAAGAUUAUUAUGAUUUCUUCUGUUCAAUAUAUAAAUUAUUUAUUUUCCAAAUGUUGUAGAUAUUUGAGUGAAUAUUUAUUUGGUGACUCAAUAAAUUUUGUAUAU